AUGACCACGAAAGUAGAACCGCCGACCUUUCGUGUGUGUGACCAACAAGGCUGGCUAGUGGACCACUCACUGAGAGACCACGAGCUUAUAUGUGACCGACUGCGCACGUGUGCAAUGGCUCGGCACCUAAUGAAGCAAAUUACGCGACUCAAAGAGCAGUCGAGAGAGAUGAAAAAGGUGUGUUCGAAACGCAGAACAGCCACUAGCCGUGCAUUGCAGGUCGGGAUCCCGGCUACGGAUCGGGGACCGCAUCGCCGCGCUGGCGACGGUCCGCGGAAGCACGCGACGGACGGAGGGCGGGGUUGCGACACCGGCGGGCGGGGCAGCGGCGCCUGGCGACGGGCCGCAGCUGGUCCGGGCGCCGCAGGCAGCCGAGUUCCGCGCGACUGCCGCGCGAUCCGCGAACCACAUCCUGGCGAUCGCUGUCGUUCGCGAGUCCGUCAACAUGGUGGUGCUGCCCCUUCACUGACGUUGCCACCCCAACACACCCCUUCUGCUAUCCCCUACCAUAUCAAAUUUCAUGCGACUUUUGCUUGCUUCCCAUCAAAUGCAUCGAAUCGCUUCGCUCACACACUCGCUGUUAUACUUUUUGUCGUUACUUUCGAAAGAUUAGCGUUGCUGGAUGUCACCUUAUCCUUAUCGCCGACGGCACAAAGCAGCUCGAGCUACUCUGACGCACAGAAUGCCUCUGGGACGUGCCGCUAUGGAAAUUUCGCCACAAACCUUGCUAAAUAUCUACUUGACAUCAUUCCCUUCACCUGUUUAUUCUUUUGUACCAGUGUGUACCGCAGUGCAGUUUUACGCUUACGUGGCCCGGCGUGUGUAGACCUUGCUAGGGUGGAACUGAGAUGUGACGUUGGUGAACUCCUACUAGAAGCAUUCAAAUUGGGAAAUCAAACCAAAAUUCGCCUUCUCAAUGAUCUCGGCGUGAGGCGCGCUGGACACAGGCGAGUGUUGGACCCCGCCGAUUCAAUUUGUCUCGCACCCGUCGCACCCUUCGGCAGCUACUUUCCUUAUGAUGGAUGUCCGAGCACUCGCCCCGACUUAACUUGGCCAUUAGGGCGCCAUGAUUCCGUUUAUGCACGCGACCAGAAUAAUGCUGACGGUUUGGUGGCGUUGUCCGGUGAAUGGACGCAAGUCGAGGUGAUCCGCCUGCGCACCGAGGGGGGAGGCCUCGGCUUCGGUAUCGUGGGUGGCGCCAGCACCGGCGUCGUCGUCAAGACGAUCAUACCAGGAAGUCCGGCCGACAAAGACCGCCGUCUUCGACCAGGAGACCAUGUCCUACAAGUCGGAAACAUCAGCACUCAUGGAAUGAGUAGUCAGCAGGUGGCGUCGAUUCUCCGACAGCAGGAAUCGGUGGUGGAAAUAAUCGUCGGCAGACCGAUCAACUUCGCCGAUCGACCACCGGACACCAACGGUUAG
Angiostrongylus costaricensis is the source of this 1422-nucleotide messenger RNA. The record is from the annotation of a GenBank genome assembly. NCBI's taxonomy places the organism in Eukaryota, Metazoa, Nematoda, Chromadorea, Rhabditida, Metastrongylidae.